AUGGACAUGAAUUUGUCAGCGCGUUGUGCUUUGGUUCUUUUUCUGUUGGCAUUUGUAGAUUCGAAAAUAGUCUCUGCUGCAGAAACGGGAGGCACAUCUACAGUGCCGAUCCUCCCGAAGGCAGGUCAGUGCCCGCUGCUUCUGAAAGUCGUGCCUUCACACAAGGGAUGUGUCCGCGAUAAGGACUGUCCUAAAGAUGACAAAUGCUGCAUCUUUGACUCUGACGCCUUGUGUGUCCCACCUGACUUCACAAAGCCUGGAGUGUGCCCUCGUAGACGAUGGGGUGUAGGGACUUGUGCGGAGUUAUGUUCCAAUGACAGUGACUGCCCCAAUAAUGAAAAAUGCUGCCACAAUGGAUGUGGGCAUGACUGCAUUGCACCGACACAGGUAGAAUAUGUGAAGUCCGGUAGCUGUGUCCUGCCCAAGGGGACCAACAUGUGUGCCAAGUACUGUUACAAACAUGGCCAGUGCCCCGAGGAACAGAAGUGUUUCCGGAUAUGUUGA
Molecule: messenger RNA, 504 nt
Organism: Salmo salar (Atlantic salmon)
Lineage: Eukaryota; Metazoa; Chordata; Actinopteri; Salmoniformes; Salmonidae
Source: RefSeq, a predicted model, not a curated record